CCUUCUGCAAAUCUCUCUUCUCCGACUGCAUUCCUCCCAUCUUCUCUUUAGAAAAUUCUAUUUUAGCCCUUCUCCUUCCUCACCUCCUCUCCGAAUAGAAUCGAAGAUGAAUGCUACCAGUAAAUUGGAGAAUCGCUCUCUCUUGGACGAGUUUCGAAGCUUCGACAAGGGAGGGCUCUUCGAUCUUGGCCAUCCUCUCCUCAACCGAAUUGCAGAGAGCUUCGUCAAAGUCGCAGGGAUUGGAGCAGUUCAGGCGGUUUCUCGCGAGGCGUAUCUGACCGCCGUAGAAGGCGCAGGAAUUGACUCAACAGCAGUGCCGGAUAUUGCAAGCAGCAAGAAACAUCGGUUUCCGGGUCUCAAAGGAGAGACUAAUAGGAAAUCUCUCGAAGCAAUGGUGAGAAACACUGGGAAGGAGUCAAUCCAAUGGGGACUGGCUGCUGGUUUGUAUUCCGGCAUAACGUAUGGCCUACAAGAAGCUCGGGGAGCUCAUGAUUGGAAAAACAGUAUGGUGGCAGGGGCAUUGACAGGAGCGACGUUGGCGCUCACUUCCGAGGACGCCUCUCAUGAGCAGGUUGUUCAAUGCGCCAUCACUGGAGCAGCGCUCUCAACGGCUGCGAAUCUUCUCACCGGCGUAUUCUAGAUCUUACUCAUCUUUGUUUAGUCUCCUUUGAAAUCUCUCUCUAUCUGGGUUUUGGGUCCUUGGAGAGAAGGAAGUUCUUCCUUCAUAUGAGGCAUGUGAUGUUUGGAACUUUGAACAAUCCAUCUAUCUUUUAAGAACUUGCAUUUCCUUCA
This is a messenger RNA of Magnolia sinica, 792 nucleotides long. Its product is annotated as outer envelope pore protein 16-2, chloroplastic. The transcript has 7 exons. Gene Ontology annotation, molecular function: amino acid transmembrane transporter activity. Lineage: Eukaryota; Viridiplantae; Streptophyta; Magnoliopsida; Magnoliales; Magnoliaceae. Bases 107 to 640 code for a protein of 177 amino acids. The record is from RefSeq and is a predicted model, not a curated record. Gene Ontology annotation, cellular component: chloroplast outer membrane.